Molecule: messenger RNA, 3401 nt
Organism: Macadamia integrifolia
Lineage: Eukaryota; Viridiplantae; Streptophyta; Magnoliopsida; Proteales; Proteaceae
Product: probable LRR receptor-like serine/threonine-protein kinase At3g47570
Exons: 2
Coding region: 43-3138 (1031 amino acids)
Biological process (GO): protein phosphorylation
Molecular function (GO): protein kinase activity; protein binding; ATP binding
Source: RefSeq, a predicted model, not a curated record
CUGGACAAUAGCUUGUUAAUUUUCUUUUCUACUGCAAUAGUCAUGAUGAGUUCUACUUUGAUGAUGCAUUGCUCCUUUUGCAUUCAUGUACUCAUCCUUUUAUUCACUUCUAACUGCAUCAUGAGCUUGCUAGGUUCAGGCUCAAAUGAGACAGAUAGGCUAGCCCUGCUAGCAUUCAAGGCUCAUAUAACUCAUGAUCCUCUCAAAGUCAUGAGCUCAUGGAAUGACUCCAUUCCCCAUUGCAGAUGGCCAGGGGUCAUAUGCAGUGAUCAUCAAAGCUAUCCAAGGAGGAGGGUCACAGCAUUGCAUUUGCAGUCUCUUGGGUUGGUGGGAUCUAUGGCACCAAACAUAGGAAACCUCAGUUACCUUCGUGAGAUCUGGCUCUUCAACAAUAGCUUCCAAGGUGAAAUCCCUCCUGAAAUUGGCUAUUUGUCUAGGCUUCGUCUUUUAAUCUUGGCAAACAACACAUUUGAAGGGGAAAUCCCAGCUAACAUAUCAGGUUGCUCCAAGCUUCAAGGACUUGGUUUAGCCAGAAACAGUCUCACCAGAACAAUUCCGACGCAACUCGGCUCCUUGAAAAAGCUUGUAUACCUUUCCAUUCAUGAGAACAAUUUAGUGGGAGAGAUGCCACCUUCUUUAGGUAAUCUUUCAUCUCUUUCCAUCCUUUCUGCAUCAGAAAAUGGUUUGAUAGGAAAUAUUCCUGAUGCACUUGGCCAGAUGACAAGCUUAACCUUUCUUGGGUUUGGUGGAAAUAAGUUAUCUGGUAUGGUCCCUCCCUCUUUAUAUAAUCACUCCUCACUUGAAGUUUUUGAUGUGGGAAACAAUCAACUUCAUGGGAGCCUUCCACCAAGUUUAGGCUUCAGUCUUCCUAAUCUGCAAUCAAUUUUGAUAUUUGGAAACCAAUUUACUGGACAAAUCCCAAAUUCACUAUCCAAUGCUUCAAUUCUCUCAGAAAUUUCAGCUCAUAAAAACCAUCUUACUGGGAAAGUGUCUAUUAAUUUUGGAGGCCUAUCAAAAUUUACUCAUCUUAGUUUGGGUCGAAAUUUUCUAGGUAGCGGAGAAGCCGAUGAUCUCAGUUUUAUCAACACAUUGAUCAAUUGUAGCAGUUUGAAAAGAUUUUAUAUUUUUGAUAAUCAGUUUGGUGGUGUGCUCCCCAGUUCUAUAGCCAACUUGUCAGUCCAACUCGAAAGUUUAAGAGUAGCACAAAAUCAAAUAUCUGGAAACAUUCCAGAGGGGAUCGGCAACUAUAUGAACUUAGAUUUCUUGGAUUUGAGUAUGAACUUACUCACAGGAAAUAUUCUAAGUUCAGUUGGGAGACUUCAAAUGCUACGGAAACUUUCUUUAUUUGGGAACAGAUUCACUGGGAAAAUCCCAUCUUCCCUUGGAAACCUCACACUAUUGAUGUUCCUCUAUUUAGACAGUAACAGUUUGCAUGGAAAAAUACCUUCAAGUCUUGGAAGUUGCCAAAAUUUGUUGAGUUUGGAUCUUUCACAGAAUGAAAUCAUCGGUGCCCUGCCUAAAGAUCUUUUCUAUCUGUCCAAUUUAGUUGAACUAAUUUUGGACCAAAAUCACUUAGUUGGUUCUCUACCUCUUGAAGUGGGUCAAUUGACAAAUCUUGCAAUCUUAGAAGCUUCUAAGAACAUGUUGUCUGGUGGAAUUCCUAGUACCCUUGGUGCUUGUAUAAGCUUGGAGGACCUUAAUAUAGCAGGUAACUUAUUUCAAGGAUCUAUUCCUACUCCUUUGAGUUCUCUUAGAGGUCUUCAAUUUUUAGAUCUUUCAAGUAACAACUUUUCUGGUCCAAUCCCAAAAUAUUUGGAAUCAUUUAAGUUCUUACAGGUUUUAAAUUUAUCAUUUAAUCAUUUUGAGGGUGAGGUCCCAGUAGAGGGAGUCUUUGGAAAUGUGAGUGCAACUUCAGUAAUUGGAAACAAUAAGCUUUGUGGAGGAGUUCCCCAACUUAAUUUGCCAACAUGCCCUACACAAAAGCCAAGGAAAGGUAGAAUUUCUCAAGCUUUGAAGCUGAUUAUUACCAUCAGCACAAGUGGAUCUCUUGUAUGUCUAAUUUCUAUCAUAUAUUUUCUCAUCAUUUACUGGAGAAGAAGAGAAAUAACAGAGUCCUCUAUGCAUCUGAGUUGGGAUGAACAUGAACAUUUAAAGAUUUCUUAUGCACAACUCCUUAAAGCUACUGAUGGAUUCUCUUCAAGAAAUCUGAUUGGUAUGGGUAGUUUUGGUACUGUAUACAAAGGACUUCUGGAUCAUGAGAGAACAAUUGUUGCAGUAAAGGUCCUCAACUUUGGAAAACGAAGUUCUAAGAGUUUCAUGGCAGAAUGCAAAGCCCUUAGAAAGAUUCGUCAUCGUAAUCUUGUUAAAAUCUUAACAGUUUGCUCAAGCAUGGAUUAUGAAGGAAAUGAAUUCAAAGCUUUAGUUUAUGAGUUCAUGCCUGGUGGGAGUUUGGACUGCUGGUUACCUGCAAAUGUAAAUGGCCAACAAGGUGAACAAAGACACCUAAACCUUCUGCAAAGAUUGAAUAUCACCGUUGAUGUGGCUGUGGCAUUGGAUUAUCUUCACUACCAUUGUGAAAUGCCAAUUAUUCAUUGUGAUGUAAAGCCAAGCAAUAUUCUUCUUGAUGAGGAUUUGACUGCACAUGUGGGUGAUUUUGGGAUAUCAAAGUUCCUUUUAGAGACUGAAAGUAAAACAAGCUCUAUUGGAAUAAAGGGAUCUUUCGGCUACAUUGCUCCAGAGUAUGGUGCAGGUGCUAAGGUCUCCACACAUGGUGAUGUUUACAGCUAUGGGAUUCUCUUGUUAGAGAUUUUCACAGGAAAGACACCCACACAUGAAAUGUUUAGGGACAACUUGAAUCUUCAUUCUUGGGCUGAGAUGGCUUUACCCAAUGGAGUGAUGGCUAUUGUUGAUCCAUUACUUCUCUCUAUUGAAGAUGAUGAAGAGGAGGCACCUACUGUGGCCAGAGAUAUAAACAAUCGACGACAUAUGAAGGAUAGGGUGCCACAAUGCUUGAUUUCAGUUGUUCGAAUUGGAGUUGCUUGCUCAGCUAAAUCCCCAAAGGAUCGAAUGAACAUGAGCGAAGUAGUCAAAGAACUUCAUUUGAUUAGAGACAAUUAUCUUGGAGUUGGUAAUCAUUGACAAAGAUGAACCCAUUUGUAGCAGGACCUAUGGACCUUGUUAAGUUUCAUCCCUUAAGAACUUGAAUUGGCUUUACUUGUCCAUGAUUCUAAAUUUUAGCUUGUCUAUUAGCCGACUAAGUUUGUGCUUUUGUACCUAUCAAAAAAGAAAAAAAUGUUUGUGUUUUUGUUACUUGGAUUACAGAAAUAUUACUGCCAGAGCUCUCUCUCUUUCAAAUGUAAUGGCCUAUCUAAUAAUGUUCAAUGCUUUUGUGGGAUUAUCUC